AUGCUUGAACCACCACCUCAGGCGCCACGACAGAGGAUCCCUAAAGAUGGAGCUGGUCCCAGAGGAAGACCUGAUUGUUACUAUACGUCACGUGUUUUAAAUUCUACGUUCCGAUACGUGAAAUUCGUCAAGAAACUUCGCGCUUUAGAAGAUGAACAGAGGAAAGGUGACGAGAACAAACUGAAGGAACUUAAAGAUAAACAGUACAGCGAUUUCUUCAUUAGAUGCGAUCGCAGAUCUCUUAUAAACGACGUUGCACGUCGGGUGGACCUCUGCAUGCAGUCUUAUCAACAGGACCUGAAAGAGAAAAGGAAGAGGCUAGCAGAUCUUUUGUCGGUCGAAGAAGAAGCUAACAUCCGAAAAGUCGUAGAACAAGCGCAGGCAGGUACGGAUGCACUCUGGCAAGACAAGAAGGAUAGACUCGCUUACUUACUCGCCAAGAGGCAAAAGGAGCACGAGGAAAGAUACAAGGAUACGCCUUUGUUAGUGAUAAAUAAUUAUAAAUAGUAAUCAAUAGUUUAGUCGAUUGUAAUCCAUACUUAUAUUGUGAAUGCGAAAGCCCGUGCGUCUGGAACGUUUUCAUGUUGAAACUGCUGAACCAAGCAGAUAGUGUAAGCAUAGAGGAUAAGCGCCGCGGCCCGCGAUUUGUUGUUGUUAAGCAACUUUCGCAAAGGUUGCUCACGGGAUGGGUGACCAAAAUAUUAUUAUCUCGAGCUACUUCGUGCUUCAGAAGGCACAUUAAGCCGUUGGUCCCAGCUGUAUUUGCAGUCGUUAAUACCCUCCAAUCCGCAUUUAGCCAGCGUGGAGGGUCUUGGCCCAUCCUUCUAACCAUCCAUAAAGAAGGCCUGAGACCCUGUAGUGGGGACGUAAAAGGGCUGAUGAUGAUGAUCAAAGACAAAAAGUUUGCAUGCGGAAACGCUAGGACGAAGUAAACGGUGGUACGGCACAUCGUUACAUCUAUACCUACUAAUGUUAUAAAAAGGAAUAUUUUGAUUUUUUUUUGAAUCGAAUUGGCUCUAACAUUACUGGACUGAUUUUAAAAAAUCUUUCACCUAUCGGAAGCUACAACAUGCGUGGUUGACAUGGGCUAUAAUUUGCGCGAGCGAAGACACGGUAAAACCUCUAUAAAAAUUGUAUAUAAGUUUACAAAACAGUUCUACCAAGAUGGUUAUAUUAAUUUUAUAAAACGA
This is a messenger RNA of Diatraea saccharalis (sugarcane borer), 1190 nucleotides long. Lineage: Eukaryota; Metazoa; Arthropoda; Insecta; Lepidoptera; Crambidae. The record is from the annotation of a GenBank genome assembly.